AUAAUUUUAUUUUGGAUUUGAUCUGAGUCAGUUUGAAUUUGGUUUAUGUUAUAAAAAUGAGUCUAAUCUUUGAAUUCAAAUUCGAGUGGUUUGGAUCGAAUUAAGCCCCAAAACCAUAGCUGAAGGCAAAAAUCGACUAUGUUUAGAUCAUUAAAUGACUCUAAAUUAAUAUUGAAAAAAAUAUUUCAUCAACUUUUUACCGAAUUAAGUAACAUAUUUUCCCCAGUCAGUCGUGGGAGAUAAUGUUUGAGGCCGAUGGCUCAUAUUAUACAAGAAUUUUCCAAAGAGGUUUGGCAGAAAUUAAUGCACCUAUUCAAAUAUUUGCCUUCUUUAGUAAGUAAACAACAAUCAUCAAUUCAAGUUGAUUCAUGGUAUCAAAAUUUAUUCUUGUCAGACAAAUUAUAGGCUGAAGCAAGCAAGGGAUGUCACUCUCAGGUGCCCCAUAACAGUGGUGCAUUGCUUAAGAAACAUGAACAAUCCUCCAAAAUAAAGUUAUUGGAAAAAAAAAAAAAACUAUGAAUUAGCUCACCCAAAUUGUACCUGAAUAAACUGCUAAUGCAGGCAAGCACAAGAAAGAGAGAGAGAGAAGAGGAGCAUUAUUUUGUGAUGUCAUGUUAAACUGUUUCUCUUAGAAGAUGAAAAUGAUCAUGCAAUUACUGUUAAUGUGGAGCCAUUUCCAUGCUUUUCUUGCCUUUUCACUAAUUAAUUUCUUUCCCUUUUCUCUAUUAAAAUGUACUUGUAAACAAGGGUUUCUAAUUGCAUCACCAUUACCUAUACAGAUUCCCCCACUCAAAAUUUCACCAUCUUUACCUCCUCUCUCCAUGGGGCGGCCGCCUUGUUGUGAUAAAUCAAAUGUCAAGAGGGGUCUCUGGACUGAAGAAGAAGAUGCAAAGAUUCUUGCUUACGUAGCCAGCCAUGGCACUGGUAACUGGACUUCAGUUCCCAAGAAAGCAGGACUUAACAGAUGUGGCAAGAGCUGCAGACUCAGAUGGACAAAUUACUUGAGACCUGACCUUAAACAUGACACCUUCACUCCUCAGGAAGAAGAGAUCAUAAUCAAUCUUCACAAAGCUAUUGGUAGCAGAUGGUCACUAAUUGCAAAACAGCUUCCUGGAAGAACAGACAAUGAUGUGAAAAACUAUUGGAACACUAAGCUCAAGAAGAAGCUUUCCAAGAUGGGAAUUGAUCCUGUUACUCAUAAGCCUUUUUCUCAGAUGCUUUCUGACUAUGGAAACAUUAGCGGUUUCACAAACGUUGGAAACUAUUAUGGAAGAAACAUGAACACAUUAAUGUCCAAACCUGAAUCAUCUUUAGUGAUAAGUGAGCUUCAGGAUUUCAAUAAGAUGAUCCUGAAGCCAAAGCCAGAACUUGUCCAAGAUAAUUUAUGGUUUGCUAACAACAAACCAUCAUGGAAUUUCUUGGCUCAGGUUCAAGUGUCAAACCAGGAGACUAUUCAGCCUUAUUUCUCAAGUGAAGUCACCUCUUCUUGUUCUUCAUCCUCUUCAUCUACUAUCAUGCAAUUAAACUCUUCGAAUUCAAGUUCUUGCCAGCCUUUUCUGUCUCAAACUGCAUGCCCUGCGCAGCCUCCUUCUCCCUUUAGUUGGAGUGAAUUUCUCAUCUAUGAUCCUCAUAUGUCUAUGGAACUUCAGCAAAAUUUAGAGCUUGAGCCUCAGGUGAUGUUGUCUUCAACCAACUCAACUUUGACACAAGAUGAACAAGAAAAUUCUGGGGCAUACAACAAAUGUGCUGACGCUUCUUCAUCCUCCACAAGUUCGUUUGUGGAUGCUAUUUUGAGUAAGGACAGUGAGAUGAAUUCUCAAUAUUUUGCUCUUUUGGAUGGCUCUUUUGAUUGAUCAAGUCAAAGUGUUUGGUUUAUGAAGGGUGAUUCUUCUAGUUAUGUAAUGGGCAGUUAGAAUUUAAGAAAGCUUUUGAUGGUUUUACUAAGGCAGCUGUUUUUUUUAAUCUAAUAAAUAAUAGUAUUAUCUCCAA
Messenger RNA from Mangifera indica (mango), 1989 nucleotides. RefSeq names its product transcription factor MYB35-like. The record is from RefSeq and is a predicted model, not a curated record. Bases 636 to 1853 code for a protein of 405 amino acids. Lineage: Eukaryota; Viridiplantae; Streptophyta; Magnoliopsida; Sapindales; Anacardiaceae. The transcript has 3 exons.